AUGCGCACGGAUCCGAUUCCACGGAAUCGGCUCUGUGAAGUGUUGAGCCAAGAAUGGUCGGAUAUCCCACCAGCCAUGACAAGUUGGCAUUUGUCGGUGGGAUCUUGUCAAGUCAUGCCUGCCCCCACCUUUGCAAGCAGUCCUGGCGCAAGUCUUUCACUCUCAUCAUGUGUUGCCGGGCUAUCAUGGGCCCCAUGAGCUUCUGUCCUGCGCAAGAGCGCAGCUGGUGACAAGCCGUCGCGACGCAACCUGGCUUCAUCCACCAUCCACCAGCAGGAAGCGGCUCUCGAUGCGCAACGCUGCAAGCAGCAAGCCACACUUGUAGCCAAUGCCCAGCCGUUUCCACACGCGGAAUCAGCUGGCUCACAUGGCACAAGAAACCCAAGCCCUUGGUGGAGCAGCAUGGCCAAAGCCAAAGUACAACAAAAAUUCUGGGCACAACGCGUUCGAGGUCCAAUUCCCAAAGCCGUGGCCUGACUUCUACACACCAGCCGGGGUUUGGCUUGCCGGGGACGGAGCGUAGGGACUGCGCGCGGCUCAAGUCAAGCUGCGUGAGCCAGAAUUUCGGCAUCCCCUCGUGUCGGAGGAUGAAACUUAGUAAUACAGAGCUGGCUUUUCUCAAAAUGUGAUCGAUGUCGCUCUCAGGCGAUUGCGCGAAAGCCUCACAAGCCUUUUCGACGCGAGCGCACUACGCAAGCGUAUGCGAGCACGCACGCAGCCACGGCACACGUGAUGUUUGGCACAGCUGCCAUGGAGUCGGGGCAGUAAGGGCCCAAGUCGUCGUGACUCGUUGAAAUUCCGGAGUGGUGAAUUGUUUGACAUAGCUAAGUGUAGCUAUAACCUGAGAGUGGGGAGAGCUUGACUCACCAUGUGCUUCUUCACCGCUCUCGCCAUGUUUUUUUCCGAGUUUGGCGUAAUCGCACGGAGUUUUUGCGCAUUGCCACCUCCGAAUCAAAUCGGGCAGGAAGUCGCAAAAAAAGUCACUUGCAUCGCAGGCAACCCUUGUCCAAAGCAGCAGUUUCAGUGCGGCCCCCGUAGGUGGCUUGAAACUGGUUGUGACAGUCAAUUUCAGGGUCGGAAGUACCUGACUCAGCAUUUCCGUCUCCACUUUGGCCCGCAACUGUUCGAUGUGCACAAAUCGCCCUGCCACUGCAGGCCUCAAAGUAGGUGAAACAUCGAGUGAGGAAAGCCUACAACCAUUAGCGAUCUGCGCCUUAUCGGCAGCGGACAAAGACCCCAGAACGUUUUAGCGUGGCCGAGUUGAAUCUUCCACUCUAAAAAAACACAAGUGCGGUAGGCUGCAAUAAGUGUGUCAUCGUUGGUCACAACCUUGAAGAUAUUGUUGUCCACGCCUGGGGAAUCAACCAGCCCUCAGCCUGUAAGGCGGGUCCAGAGACUUCUGGCAGCCGAAGCGGAUCGCAGGUCAGCUUCCAGAACAAGCGCAGCCGACGCCUCCAGCCGUUUCCACACGCGGAUUCAGCUGCCUCACAAGGCCCAAGCAAUGCGUUCGAGGAGCAAUUCCCAAAGGCUUUGGGGUGCAACACGAGCCUUGACUUCUACAGCAGCUGGGGCCUGGCUUGCCGCUCUUGGGAGCCCCUUCGCCCAGCCCAGAAUGAGCCAAGCUUAGAGCUGACUUUUCUCAACUCAACUGCUGCGGCUCUCAAACGGUCAGGCACUUGCGCGGCAGUAACUUUUGCAAGCUAACUUUUGUCAAUUCAACUGCUGCGGCUCUCAAGCGGUCAGGCAUUUGCUGUUGCAACUUUUGCAAGCAUUGCUUUCGCCACGCUCGCAAACGCAGCCAUGGCACACUUGACGCAUCAGCUUUGAGCAGUUGCCCCCCACGAAGGCCGCAAAAGGCCUCUCAGCAGACAUUGAGGACGCCACGCUGGGUGGGAAACUUGCGCAUUCUGCAGCCUCUACCUUUUGCGAAGCGAACACAUGGCACAAGCUUACCCUGCUGAGCGCUUGAAGAACACACGGGGGGCAACACAGCCGCCUGGAAUUCACUCGAAGGAUGUCCUUCUGCCGUCCUUCAUGUCCUUUCGCGAGACACUCUGUUUGGGAAAAGCUCAUUUGCACCACAUUUCAAGCUCCAACCGCCGGUUCGCUAUGCCCCUGUUUCCUUUGGCGGUACCUUCACGGACACGCGGCUGCAGAGUUGGCUUCCUGACGCAGCUGGCUUCGAAAUGGCUUUGACAUAGAACUGGGUCUGAAAUUCGGCUCCAAUUGCUUCCUUUUGCGGUAGGCCCUUCCCGGAUACGCUCUACAUCAUUUUGGAAACGCAUUCUGCAACGUCCCCAUGACAGCUGCGGCACAGUGGGGGCAAGAAUGAAAUUCUGGAGAGUUGGCUUUGUCCUGAGGCAGGCUUGGAAAUGGCUUUGACAUCGCCAAACUCAUCGAAAGCACUUGAUUCAGAAUUUGCUUCUCCGCUCUCUGCGCAGUGGCAGCCAGCUGCAGACCCCAUGACAAAGCAACUCAGGCAAAAAGUCCCAGCAGAACAGUAACAGUUUCAGCGCGGCCUUCGCCAAUACUCAAAUCUGGAGUCAAAUAUGCGGCCGGGACAAAAAGUGGGAUGAGCAGUUGUCCCCACUAAGGCUGCAAAAAACACAUCCUCAUUUUUUAAAUUCCUCAGCAUACAUUGAGGACGCCACGCUGUGCGGGAAACUUGCAUGUUUAUAUCUUACCUGCCCUGAGGGCUUGAACAAAGCCCAUGCACACAUUGGGGCCUCUUCAAACCAUAGACGCCUUGGUAAACCCUUCCGCAAAGCUUCCGCAGCCUUCCGCGACUGUGGCGUGGCAGGCCUCAAAUUGCCUCAAAGUGCAAAAGUUCAAAGGAGCAGUGACAAGCCGAGAGCUUCGCAACACAACGUGGCUUCAUCCACCAACCGCGAGCAGGGAGCGGCUCCCGAUGCGGAUAUCACUGCAACGCUGCGUGCGAAAUUCGAGUGAGCUCACUCUUGCGCAGCCAACGCCUCCAGCCGCUUCCACACGCGGAUUCAGCUGGCUCAAGGCCCAAGAAUUCCGGGCCUUUGGUGAGCAGCAUGGCCAAAGCCACAUACCAAUUCUGGGCACGCGUCCGAUGUCAAGCUCCCAAAGGCUUUGCGGCGCGAUGCGGCGCGAGGCCGAGGUUUGGCAUGGCGGGGAUUCAGAGUAGGGACUGCAGCUCUUCCAGCUGCAAGCUGCAAACUGCGUCGGAACCCCUGCCAGACUGUGUCGAAGGGUGAAGCUUAGUAGGCUAGCAAGCUUCUGUCAGCAGAUCUGGCUUUCCUCAAAAUGUACUUGACGUCGCUCUCAAACACUCAGGCGUUUGCGAUGGUAACUUCUGCAGCCUCAAAGGCCUUUUCGACGCGAGCGCGCUGCGAAAGCGUAGCUAGGCCGCGAAGGCAGCCGUGGCACACGCAAUGCUUGGCGAAGCUGCCUUGGAGUCGGGGCAGUAAAGGGCCCAAGUAGCCUGGCUCGUUGAAAUUCUGGAGCGGUGGCACUGAGGCAGGCGGCUUGUCAAAGUGUUUGACAUAGCCAACCUCAGAGUGGGGAGCGCUUGACUCACCACGCGUCUCACCACUCCAGUCAUGUUUUUCGAGUUUGGCAUAAUCGCACAGAGUUUUUGCGCAUUGCCACCUGGCUGCGUGAGGCAACCCUUGUCCAAAGAAGCAGCAGUUUCAGUGCGGCCCCCGUAGGUGGCUUGAAUGCCAAACUCAGGGUCGGAAGCACCUGACGCAGCAUCUCCACUUUGGCCGCAACUGUUCGAGGUUUGCACCCUGCGCACAAAUCGCCCUGCCACUGCCGGCCCCAAAGCAAACGAAAGAUCGAAUGAAACUUGUGCAGCCAACGCCUCUUCCAGCAAUUUCCACAUUCAGCUGCCAAAGCCCAAGAAGGCCGUAUUAUGCCAUAUCGCGCCAUAUCUGGGCCUAGAAGCGCGACGCAAGGCCUGACCAGCAAAAUGCGAUGUCGCUCUCACAAUCGAGCAAUUUGCGCUUGUAACUUCUGCAGCCUCACAACCCUUUUCGACGCGAGCGCAGGGCGCAAGCAUGUCUCUGCGAGAGCUCGUGCAGCCAUGCCUGGCUCGUUGAAAUUCUGGAGAUGUGUGACGGACGCAGGCGGCUUGUCAAAGUGUUUAACAUAGCCAACCUCAGAGUGGAGAGCGCUUGACUCACCACGCGUCUCACCACUCUGGUCCAGGAAGUCGCGAAAGCCACUAACAUCACAGGCAGCCCUUUUUCAAAGAAGCAGCAAUUUCACCGCAGGUGGCUUGAAAAUGGUUGUGACAGCUUGUGCGUCUCCGGUCUGGACACAAUCGCGCUGCCAGGUGACAUUUUGUGCAGAGCUACACACGCCGCCCUGGCUGCAAGAAACCUGGGUGAGAAGUCACAGCAAGCAAGGCAGUGGCAGUUUCAGCGUUGCCCGUAACGCUCAGACGUAAAGCCAAACCUGCCGGGACAGCUGGAGCUGAGAGAGUUGUGUCGGAGCUCAGUGAGACAGGAGUCCUUCAAGGCAGCAGUUUGGGAGGCUUGCGGCCGGCACAGCAAGACAUGAGAGAGCUGAACUUUUUUGAGGUUGUCAUCUUGCCUGACAAUCCUUUUCGCAAGCGCACGGCGCUGCGAGCAAGAAUUUGGGAAUCACCCAGCCACACUGUCUCUUAGAGCAGACCUUUCUCAAAUUCAAUAACCACGGCAGGAACCGGCUGACUGGGCUCGUUGUCUGGUUCAAGCAAGACCUGAGUUUAUUGGCACCCGGCCUUCUUAAAG
Molecule: messenger RNA, 4745 nt
Organism: Effrenium voratum
Lineage: Eukaryota; Dinophyceae; Suessiales; Symbiodiniaceae
Source: the annotation of a GenBank genome assembly